GAUCAUGACGUUUGCAACAAGAGAGGAUGUAAUAAAAGAAGGAGACACAGUGAUAGUGAGAAGAGAGGGUACUCUUGAACCUCUUGUUGUAAAGCGAGACGCUCAGUACCAACUAACAGCUGGACUAUUCAGACACAACGAUAUCAUGGGUAAACCUUUUGGUUGCAAGAUGUAUUCCCACAACAAGAAGAGCACUAUAACCCUGCUAGCACCCAGUCCUGAGCUGUGGACCCUUUCUCUGCCUCACCGGACUCAAAUCCUUUACGCUAGUGAUAUCUCUCUGGUAUGUCUAAUGUUGGAGUUGUCUCCUGGCAGUGUGGUAGUGGAGAGUGGUACUGGUAGUGGCAGUUUAACUCACGCGCUAGCACGUGCUGUGGGGGAGUCAGGUCACGUGCACUCUCACGAGUUCCACAAGGAGCGGAGUGAGGUGGCUGCUGUGGAGUUUAAAUCUCACGGUCUCGACCACAUUGUUUCUAGUUACCAUAAGAAUGUUUGUGAGGACGGUUUUGCGGUGCAGGACGUUGCUGAUGCUGUGUUUUUAGAUCUGCCCUGUCCGUGGGAUGCCAUUAAACACACUAUCUCUGUGUUUGGUCCUGACGGAGGGAGGAUAUGCAGCUUCUCACCUUGUAUUGAGCAGGUUCAGAAGGCUUGCUCUGCUCUGUCAGAGGAAGGGUUCGAGGAAAUUCAGACAUUUGAGGGAAUAGAACGACAGUACCAGCUGAGUCGGAAGAGAAUUUGGGAGCCUUUUGUUGGAAACGAGCGACACAAGAAGUUCCGCUCAGAUCAGAGAAGUGGGGACAAAGCUUGUAAUGGGUGGUUAAAUGCGUAUGUGAAGGGCGGACCAAAGAAAGAUGGAGUAGGUCACACUGGUUACUUAACUUUUGCUACUCUUCCAGCUAAAGAUUUUGUUCAAAAUAUAGUUUUGGAAAGUAAAGAGGACGUUCAAAUGGCCGAGACGGAGAAAAGUGAAAACAGUUAAUUUUAAUCCUCAAAUUUUUAUAACUUUCUAACCUGUUUUAAUUUUUAAUUUAUUAUUCAUCAAAUGAUAGUGUAUUUUAGCUAUAUUUUAUCCACAG
Messenger RNA from Bolinopsis microptera, 1076 nucleotides. RefSeq names its product tRNA (adenine(58)-N(1))-methyltransferase catalytic subunit TRMT61A-like. The record is from RefSeq and is a predicted model, not a curated record. Gene Ontology annotation, biological process: tRNA methylation. NCBI's taxonomy places the organism in Eukaryota, Metazoa, Ctenophora, Tentaculata, Lobata, Bolinopsidae. The transcript has a single exon. Gene Ontology annotation, molecular function: tRNA (adenine(58)-N1)-methyltransferase activity. Gene Ontology annotation, cellular component: tRNA (m1A) methyltransferase complex; nucleus. The coding region runs from base 5 to 979 and encodes 324 amino acids.